CCCCGGGCGGGGCGCGGGGCCGCCGGAGCCGCCGGAGCCGCCGGAGCCGCGGAACGUGGGCUCGCGCGCCCCGCCUUUGUCUCCCCGGCGCAGGCCCCGCCGCCGCUUUGUGCCACGCGUGGGGGACCCGGGGCGCGGAGCGGCGCGCGCAGCCUCGGCAUGGACGUGACCGUCUCGGAGCUCAUGGAGCUCUUCCUGCAGAGCCCGCUGGUGACCUGGGUGAAAACUUUUGGGUCGUUCGGAGGCGGCGCCCAGGACAACCUGACCAUGUAUAUGGACCUGGUGGACGGCAUCUUGCUGAACCAAAUUAUGCUGCAGAUAGACCCCCGGCCCACGAACCAGCGCAUCAACAAGCAUGUCAACAAUGACGUGAACCUUCGCAUCCAGAACCUGACCAUCCUGGUGAGGAACAUCAAGACCUACUACCAGGAAGUGCUCCAGCAGCUGAUCGUAAUGAAUUUACCCAAUGUUCUGAUGAUUGGCAAAGACCCACUGUCUGGGAAGAGCAUGGAGGAGAUCAAGAAGGUGCUGCUGCUGGUGCUCGGCUGUGCUGUCCAGUGCGAGCGGAAGGAGGAGUUCAUUGAGCGCAUCAAGCAGCUGGACAUCGAGACGCAGGCUGGCAUCGUGGCGCACAUCCAGGAGGUGACACACAACCAGGAGAACGUGUUCGACCUGCAGUGGCUGGAGCUGCCGGAUGUGGCCCCGGAGGAGCUGGAGGCGCUGUCCAGGAGUAUGGUGCUCCACCUGCGGAGGCUCAUCGACGAGCGGGACGAGUGCACCGAGCUCAUCGUGGACCUGACCCAGGAACGGGACUACCUGCAGGCACAGAGGCCGCCCAGCCCCGCCAAGUCCUCCAGCAUCGACUCCACGCCCAGCCCCACCAGCAGCCUGUCCAGUGAGGACAAGCAGCACCUGGCCGUGGAGCUGGCUGACACCAAGGCCCGGCUGCGGCGCGUCCGGCAGGAUCUGGAGGAGAAGACAGAGCAGCUUGUGGAUGCCAGGCACGAGGUGGACCAGCUGGUGCUAGAGCUGCAGAAAGUCAAGCAGGAGAACACCCAGCUGGCAGCUGACGCCCGGUCUGCCCGUGCCUACCGAGACGAGCUGGACUCGCUGAGGGAGAAGGCGAGCCGCGUGGACAGGCUGGAGAUGGAGCUGGUGCGCUGCAAGGAGAGGCUGCAUGACGUGGACUUCUACAAGGCCCGCAUGGAGGAGCUGAGGGAAGACAGCAUCAUCCUCAUUGAGACCAAGGCCCUGCUGGAGGAGCAGCUGGUGGCCGCCCGGGCCCGGGGCGACAAGGUCCAUGAGCUGGAGAAGGAGAACCUGCAGCUGCGAUCCAAACUGCAUGACGUGGAGCUGGACCGGGACACAGACAAGAAGCGCAUCGAGGAGCUGCUGGAGGAGAACAUGGCGCUGGAGAUGGCCCAGAAGCAGAGCAUGAACGAGUCUGCGCACCUGGGCUGGGAGCUGGAGCAGCUGUCCAGGAACGCAGAGCUGUCCGACGCCUCCAGGAAGUCCUUCGUGUUCGAGCUGAACGAGUGUGCUUCCAGCCGCAUCCUGAAGCUGGAGAAGGAGAACCAGGGCCUGCAGAGUGCCGUCCAGGGCCUGCGGGAGAGCGGCCUCAAGUACGCCGAGCUGCAGAAGGAGAAUGAGCAGCUGAGCAAGAAGAUCGAGAAGCUGCAGACCCAGCUGGAGCGGGAGAAGCAGAGCAGCCAGGACCUGGAGACCCUGAGCGAGGAGCUCAUUCAGGAGAAGGAGCAGCUGCAGAGCGACAUGGAGACCCUGAAGGCUGACAGGGCCAGGCAGAUUAAAGACCUGGAGCAGGAGAAGGACCACCUCAGCCGAGCCAUGCGGUCGCUGCGGGAGAGGUCGCAGGUCAGCAGUGAGGCCCGCACGAAGGACACGGAGAGGGAGUGCACAGUGCCACGCCAGGCAGAGGCCGCCACUCAGCUCAGCCAGCCAGAGGUGGAGGUACAGCAGCUACGCCAAGAUGCCCAGCAGAAGGCGGAGCAGGUGGAGGCCUUGGAGCAGGAGCUGGGCCGGCUGGAGCAGGAGCGCAAGCAGCUGGAGGCGCAGGUGAGCGCCCUGCAGUCAGCCGCUGAGAAGGCCUCAGGCUUGGAGCAAGAGAACAGCGCACUGCGUGCGUCCCUGGACGCUAUGCAGGAUGCGGCCACACAGCGCCAACGCCUGGAGCAGGAGCAGGAGCGGCUGGCUGAGGAGAACCAGGAGCUGCGUGCCGCCCUGGAGGCCUCACGGCUCAGCAGCGCACAGGUGGCGCAGGUGCAGCAGGAGAACCAGCAGCUGGUGCGCGAGAAGGAGGGGCUGAGCCGCGAUGUGGCGCUACUGGCCGCCCUCAGCAAGCAGACGGAGCGCCUGGAGCUCAGCUACCAGAGCGUGAGCGCCGAGAACCAGCGGCUGCAGCAGGGCCUGGAGCGCAGCGGCCGCCAGUCACAGGCCCUGGAGCGGGAGCUGGGCGAGCUGGAGGCCGAGCGCCGGGCCCUGCAGCGGGACCUGGAGGCCCUGCAGCUGGCCGGCGUGCGGCUGCAGCGGGCCGAGGAAGACAGGAAGGCGCUGGAGCAGGAAGUGGCACAGCUCGAAAAGGACAAGAAGCUGCUGGAGAAGGAGACCAAGCGCCUGUGGCAGCAGGUGGAGCUCAAGGACGCCGUGCUGGAUGACAGCACUGCCAAGCUGUGCGCCGCCGAGAAGGAGAGCCGCGCGCUGGACAAGGAGCUGGCCCGCUGCCGUGAGGCGGCCAGCAAACUCAAAGAGCUGGAGAGGGACAACCGGGACCUCACGAAGCAGGUCACCCUGCACACGAGGACGCUGACAACCCUGCGGGAGGACCUGGUGCUGGAGAAGCUGAAGAGCCAGCAGCUGACCAGUGAACUGGACCAGCUGAGCCAGGAGCUGGAGAAGCUGGGCCUCAGCAAGGAGCUGCUGCUGCAGGACGAGCAUGGUGACACAAAGUACAGGAUCUUGGAGGGCAGAAGUGAAUCAGCGUUGCAGACUACGCUGGCGCAGAGAGAAGAGAAGAUUGCGUUCUUGGAAGCUCAGGUGGAAGAGAAAGCGAGCCUGAACCACCAGCUGCAGAGUGAGCUCCAGACGUUGAGAAAAGAGUGUGAAGUCUUCAGGCGGGCCUCGGAGGAUGGGCCUUACCUGCUAAACACGCUCAAGCCUGUGGUGGAGAAAGAAGCCUGGGCGCCCGGCCACAAGGAGGCCACCCUGGAGCUACUGCGUGUGAAGGACCGGGCCAUCGAGCUGGAACGGAAUAACGCGGCCCUGCAGGCGGAGAAACAGCUGCUGAAGGAUCAGCUGCAGCACCUGGAGACCCAGAACGUGGCCUUCAGCAGUCAGAUCCUGACCCUGCAGAAGCAGAGCGCCUUCCUGCAGGAGCACAACACCACGCUGCAGACCCAGACGGCCAGGCUGCAGGUGGAAAACUCGACGCUGAGCUCACAGAGCGCCUCGCUCACAGCACAGUAUACGCUACUGCAGAGCCAGCAGACGGCCCAGGAGGGCGAGCUGGAGGGCCUGCGUGAGCGGCAGGAGCGGCUGACGGCGGCGCACGAGGCACUGCUGCAGGACCACGAGCGCCUGGGCGCAUUGCACGAGCGCCAGUGCGCCGAGUAUGAGGCCCUCAUCCGCCAGCACGGCUGCCUCAAGACGCUGCAUCGCAACCUGGAGCUGGAGUUCAAGGAGCUCAACGAGAGGCAUGGGGACCUCCUGACACAUAAGGCGGAGCUGGACGAGCUGGAAAAAGUCCUGACCACGGAGAGGGAGACUCUGCAGCAGGAGCGCAGGACCAACGCCAUGGCCACCGGCGAGAACCAGCGGCUGCGGGGAGAGCUGGACAGGGUCAGCUUCCUGCACCAGCAGCUGAAGGGGGAGUACGAGGAGCUGCAUGCGUACACCAAGGAGCUGAAGACCUCACUGCACAACUCGCAGCUGGAGCUGAACCGCUGGCAGGCGCGCUUCGACGAGCUCAAGGAGCAGCACCAGAGCAUGGACCUCUCGCUGACCAAGCUGGACAACCACUGCGAGCUGCUCUCCCGCCUCAAGGGCAACCUGGAGGAAGAGAACCACCACCUGCUGAGCCAGAUCCAGCUGCUGAGCCAGCAGAACCAGCUGCUCGUGGAGCAGAACCUGGAGAGCAAGGAGCAGUUCCACGAGGAGCAAAAGCAGUACAUAGACAAGCUGAAUGCCUUACGGAGACACAAGGAGAAGCUGGAGGAGAAGAUCAUGGACCAGUACAAGUUCUACGAUCCUGCUCCAAAGAAGAAGAACCACUGGAUAGGAGCCAGAGCCUUGGUCAGGUUCAUCAAACCAAAGAAAGAGGGUUCAAGAGAGCGCUCCAAAUCCACUGCGGACAGCCCUCCCUGGCAGCUGGAAGAGCCUGCCUCGCCCCUCAGGCCGCAGCCUGAGAACCCCGACACCCCACCACCGGGCUUGAAUGGCAGUGCCAACGAGCAUGACCCCCACAGUGGGUCCGAGGGGAGAGGCCCUGGAGAUCCGAAGACCAAGCGAGGGUCCCCUCCCGGGGAUGGCCUGGACAGCACAGAAGCUGCCAAGCCCUGGCCCUCAGCACUGGGCUCCCGGGCCUGUUCAACCCCUGCCAUCACUGCAACCCCUCCCAGCUCCACCCCUGCCUCCCGGCACCCAGGCCGUGCCAAAGGCUGUAAUUCCGAAGACAGCCUCUGCGAGCCGGCCCUGGAGCUCGACUUCAGCCACAGGCAGAAUGUGUCCCGGCCCAGUAGCCUGGAGAGCAGCAGAAAUGCGUCUAGCAACAGCUCCCCACUGAAUCUGAAAGGUUCCUCCGAGCAGCUGCUUGGUCGGUCCGAGAGCUUCAGCAGCGAAGACCUGAUCCCCAGCAGGGACCCGUGCACGCUGCCCCGAGACACCAGCACCUCAGGCUGCCCCGUCCUGGGCCGCCAUGAGUACCCCCCACCCCGGAAUGGACCCACAGCCCUGCCACCUGCUACAGCACGGCCCUGUACCGUCUCCCCCAGCAGCGAGAUGGUCACCCUGGAGGAGUUCCUGGAGGAGAGUGGCCGGAGCUCACCCACUCACGACGCCCCCAGCAACCGGGAUGACCUGCUCACUGACUAUUUCCGAAAAGCCAAUGAUGGCCCCGCCCUGGGGGGGCAGCCCGGGCCACCCUCCCGCAAAGAAGGACCCAAGAUGCCUACCAGCUUUGUGGCCCCCACCAUCAAGAUGGCUGUGAGCACCCCGGAGGGCCGGCAGCUGAAGCCUGGGCAGUAUGUGAAGCCCAACUUCCGGCCACCCGAGGCCCCCGCCUCCCCUGGCAGCACCCCGAGACCGGCCCAACCUCCCCAGAGCCUGUCUCUGGGCAGACCGCGGCAGGGGGUGCCGGCCUCUGCUUCGCAUGCGCCCACUGGCCGCAGCGCAUCCCUGAGCCGGGCUUUCAGCCUGGCCUCGGCCGACCUCCUCCGGGCCAGCGGCCCAGAGGCCUGCAAGCAGCAUGAAACCCCGCAGAAGCUGGUGGCUUCCUCAGCAGCCAGGGACAGGAGCAGCCACCUGCUGCCAGGACCCCACAGCCUGAGCCGCGAGCGGACCCCACUGGUGGGCAAGGCUGGGGGCUCCUGCCCGGGCCCCCGCGGCCGAACCCUGGAUGUACGGCGCUUCUCGCUGGCGCCGCCGAAGGAGGAGCGGCUGGCCCCUCUGCAGCAGUCGGCCACGGCCCCCGCACUGUCCUCCGGAGCAGGUAGCAGUGGCAGCAGCUCGCCAGCCACCAGGACCAAACCCCGAACGCCCCCACACACUGGGGAGGUGGCCGCCAUCGCACCUGUGCGGCCCGGGCUCAACGUCAGCGAUGGGGACGGGGCCGCGGGGCAGGGCUGCGGUGAGGGCCUCUCGGCCAAAAGCCCUGGGAGGUCUGCUGACUUGGCACCCCACGUGGGCAGGGGCCCCGAGGACUGUGGUCGCGGGAGCAGCUCCAAGAGCACGCCAGUGUCCCCGGAGCCCGGCGGGGACCCACAGACUGUGUGGUAUGAGUAUGGCUGCGUGUGAGUGGCCUGUGGGGCAGCAGCAAGCGACGCACCUGCCAUCCAGCUGGCCCAUGGAGCCGCUAAGGGUUGAGGAAGAGGAGGGGGGAGCCUGUGUUGCUCGGGCAAACGCUGUGCCAAGCCCCGGGGACCUGCUGCCACACCUGUGGCCUCUGAGUUUGGGGGGCUUUGGAGCUCGGCUUGGCACCUGUCCACAUACCCCAAAGCAGACACUGCUGGAGUGU
Molecule: messenger RNA, 6244 nt
Organism: Ochotona princeps (American pika)
Lineage: Eukaryota; Metazoa; Chordata; Mammalia; Lagomorpha; Ochotonidae
Gene: CCDC88C
Product: coiled-coil domain containing 88C
Exons: 30
Coding region: 160-6024 (1954 amino acids)
Biological process (GO): cytoplasmic microtubule organization; cytoskeleton-dependent intracellular transport
Cellular component (GO): cytoplasm; centrosome
Molecular function (GO): microtubule binding; dynein light intermediate chain binding
Source: RefSeq, a predicted model, not a curated record